AUGGCCCCACAGGAUUCUUCGCGACCAAAGAGGAUUCUUAUGCUCACCAAUGUCGAACGGGGUGAAGCUAAUGUCUUCCUAGCAACAUCUUAUUCUCUCCUGCAACGCGACCCUACUGCUGAGCUACAUUUCGCUAGUUUCGCAGGCUUGGAGGAUGAGGUUACCUCUCUCUCUGAAGAUGUGUGCCGGAAGGUGCCCGAGGCAAAACCAAUCAUCUUCCACAAGAUGAAGGGUCUGACCAUGAAAGAGGGUCUCCAAGACUACAUCGUUAGAGAAAAAGUGGCCGUGCGAAAGGACCACAUCCCCGAGUCAUUUUUGGCCCCACUGAGCUUCUCUAAUACAAAGCGGGCCAUUCGAGACACGAUCCCAAUCUUUGUUCCCUAUGAUGGUCCACAGCUAGUUCAGCUAGUUUCAUCCAUCAUCGAGAUCAUCCAAAAGGUUGAAGCCGAUCUCGUCGUGGUGAAUAGUUUGAUGACUGCAGCGCUUACAGCCUGCUAUCACCUGGGAACCAACUUUAUUUGUCUCAGUCCAAACGCUCUCAGGGAAUUUGCAGCCUCAAGUCAGCCACGGGCAGCUGGACUCUGGAAGUUUCCUGCACUUUUCUCUGGAUAUCCAUACCCUGUACCCUGGUACCGCAUACCAUUCAAUAUCUAUUUUAUUAUCUAUGCGGUGCUCAGAUGGGUGACAGACAAACACAGGAAGCGAGUGGAGAAGUACUUGUCUGAAAAAACCGGUGCGACUUUGAGAACACCCCUUGAUCUCAUUGAGAACCGAGUACCCAAUUUGAAAAUCCUCGCUAGCACUUUCCCUGAGCUUGAUUUUCCUCUGAUCAUUCCCCAGCAUGUCAUUCCCUGCGGGCCGAUUCUUCGCAAUGCCUCUUCAUCUCUCGCAGUAGCAGACCCCGAGCUCGAGAAUUGGCUGGCCCGUGGACCAACGAUCUAUCUUAACCUGGGAACUAUAUGCCAAGUUACAGAAGAUCAAGCAGCGGAGCUUGCAUUAGCCCUGAAAACCGUUCUGGACACCCUGGAAAAGGAGCGCGAGUCUAAGAAUUUCCAAGUUCUAUGGAAAAUCAAGAAAGCCGGGGAGUACACCGUUUCGGAGCCCGGGUGCAAGGUUGAGAAGAUUCUUGGCGAACGCAUUCGCGACGAUUCCAUUCGGAUUGUGGAAUGGCUUAAAGCCGAGCCGAUUACAGUUCUCCAGUCUGGUCAUGUUGUGUGCUCAAUCCACCAAGGGGGUGCAAACUCGUACAAUGAAGCAGUGAGUGCCGGUGUUGCUCAAGUGGUUUUGCCACAAUGGACAGACUGCUACGACUAUGCUCAGCGAGUUGAGAUGCUAGGAAUCGGCCGACUUGGAAGCAAGAAGGCCAAGCCCCAGUGGUCAGCUCCGGAGCUCUCCAAGGAGCUUCUGUACGUCUUGCAUGGUGAAAGCUCAAAUACCAUCAAACAAAAAGCGACUGAGCUAGCAAAGCUCUGUGAGAAAAAGGGCAGUGGCGCGGAUACUGCCGCGCAGGUCCUUUUGGAGGAAUGUUCGAGAAACGAUGUUUAG
Messenger RNA from Penicillium riverlandense, 1545 nucleotides. Its product is annotated as glycosyltransferase. The record is from RefSeq and is a predicted model, not a curated record. Gene Ontology annotation, molecular function: UDP-glycosyltransferase activity. The transcript is spliced from 3 exons. Lineage: Eukaryota; Fungi; Ascomycota; Eurotiomycetes; Eurotiales; Aspergillaceae. Bases 1 to 1545 code for a protein of 514 amino acids.